CCGGCUUCUCGGGGGCUGAGUGUCGCCUUGCGCCGCCAUGCCGGGCACCGGGCGCUGACAGACCUUCGGGCCCAGUGGGCGGAAUGGAAAAUCAGGGUGUGCCUCCCGGGCCUUAUCGGGCCACCAGGCUGUGGAAUGAAGUUACCACAUCUUUUCGAGCGGGAAUGCCUCUAAGGAAACACAGGCAACACUUUAAAAAAUAUGGCAAUUGUUUUACAGCAGGAGAAGCAGUAGACUGGCUUUAUGACCUAUUAAGAAAUAAUAGCAAUUUUGGUCCUGAAGUUACAAGGCAACAGACUAUCCAGCUAUUGAGAAAAUUUCUUAAGAACCAUGUCAUUGAAGAUAUCAAAGGCAAAUGGGGAUCAGAAAAUCUUGAUGACAACAGUCAGCUAUUCAGAUUUCCUGCAAAUUCUCCACUUAAAACUCUUCCACGAAGGCAUCCAGAAUUGAGAAAAAACAGAAUAGAGAACUUUUCCAAAGAUAAAGAUAGUAUUUUUAAAUUACGAAACUUAUCUCGGAGAACUCCUAAAAAGCAUGGAUUACAUUUCUCUCAGGAAAAUGCAGAGAAAAUGAACUGUGAAAUAAUCAAUGAACAUCAAGAAAACUCCGUUGAUAAUAGAGAAAUAAGCCAGAAAGAUGUUGAAGAAGCUUGGAGAUAUGUUAUUCUGAUCUACCUGCAAACAAUUUUAGGUGUGUCAUCCCUAGAAGAAGUCAUAAAUCCCAAGCAAGUAAUUCCUCAAUGUAUAAUGUACAACGUGACCAAUACAAGUAAGCAUGGUGUAGUUAUACUGCAAGACAAAUCAGAUGACCUUCCUCACUGGGUAUUAUCUGCCAUGAAGUGCCUAGCAAAUUGGCCAAGAAGUAAUGAUAUGAAUAAUCCAACUUAUGCUGGAUUUGAACGAGAUGUAUUCAGAACAAUUGCAGAUUAUUUUCUAGAUCUCCCUGAACCUCUACUUACCUUUGAAUAUUAUGAAUUAUUUGUGAACAUUUUGGUUGUUUGUGGCUACGUCACAGUUUCAGAUAGACCCAGUGGGAUACAUAAAAUCCAAGAUGAUCCACAGUCUUCAAAAAUCCUUCACUUAAACAGUCUGAAUUCCUUCAAAUCAACUGAGUGUCUUCUUCUCAGUCUGCUUCAUAAAGACAAAAACAAAGAAGAAUCAGAUACUACUGAGAGACUGCAGAUAAGUGAUCAAGGAUUUCAAGAAAACUAUGCUAAGAAAAUGCAGCUAGUUAAUUUAAAAAACAGAAGAGCCAGUGUUAAUGACAUAAUGGGAGGAAGUUGUCAUAAUUUAAUAGGCUUAAGUAGUAUGCAUGUUCUAUCCUCUAGCAUCAAACCAAGGUGCUAUUCAUUACAAGGAAUUGUAGAUUUACCAGGGAGUUCAAGUAAAGAGGUCUCCAGUGUCUUCCAUCAAUCUGUUCUGAACAUAAAAGGACAAAAUAAUAAACAAUUUUUAGAGUCUGAGACCAAACAGGAAUCCCUAAUGCAUCUUCAUUCAGAGGAAAGUAUUCAAAAACCACUCUGUGUUGGUUUUAAAAGAACCUCUACUUUGACCGUUCAAGACCAAGAGGAGUUAUGUAAUGGAAAGUGCAAGUCAAAACAGCUUUGUAGAUCUCAGAGUUUACUUUUAAGAAGUAGUACAAGAAGGAAUAGUUAUAUUAAUAUGCCAGUGGCUGAAAUUAUCAUGAAACCAAAUCUUGGACAAGGCAGCACGAGUGUGCAAACAGCUAUGGAAGGUGAACUCGGAGAGUCUAGUACCACAGUCAAUAAAAGACUCUGCAAAAGUACAAUAGAACUUUCAGAAAACUCUUUACCUCCAGCUUCCUCUAUGUUGACUGGCACACAAAGUUUGCUACAACCUCAUUUAGAGAGGGUUGCCAUCGAUGCACUACAGUUGUGUUGUUUGUUACUUCCCCCACCAAAUCGUAGACGGCUUCAACUUUUAAUGCGCAUGAUUUCGCGAAUGAGUCAAAAUGUUGAUAUGCCCCAACUUCAUGAUGCAAUGGGUACAAGAUCACUGAUGAUACAUACUUUUUCUCGGUGUGUGUUACGCUGUGCUGAAGAAGUAGAUCUUGAUGAGCUUCUUGCUGCACGAUUAGUUUCUUUCUUGAUGGAUCAUCAACAGGAAAUUCUCCAAGUACCCUCUUACCUACAGACUGCAGUGGAGAAACAUCUUGACUACUUAAGAAAGGGCCAUAUUAAAAAUCCUGGAGAUGGAGUGAUUGCUCCUUUGCCAACGUAUUCAUACUGUAAACAAAUUAGUGCUCAGGAGUUUGAUGAACAAAAAGUUUCUACCUCUCAAGCUGCAGUUGCAGAACUUUUAGAGAAUAUUAUUAAAAAUAAGAGUUUGCCUGUGAAGGAGAAAAGGAAAAAACUAAAACAGUUUCAGAAGGAAUAUCCCUUGAUAUAUCAGAAAAGAUUUCCAACCUCUGAAAGUGAAGCAGCACUUUUUGGUGACAAACCUACAAUCAAGCAACCAAUGCUAAUUUUAAGAAAACCAAAGUUUCGUAGUUUAAGAUACUAAUUGAAUUGAAAAUCAUGUAAUACUUGUGGAACUUUGGUAAGUGAAGCCAUAUCUAAGAAUUCAGCUACUAAAAAGGAAGUCUAUUUAUCAAUAAGGUUUUUCUAAAUAGAACAUUAUGUAAGGAAGUGCCAAAAUAGUUUUUAUCAAUGUGAAACUGCUGAGAAACUAGUGAAUCUCAAUGGAGAGCAAGUGACAAUAGGUGAUACCAAAUAUUUUAAUCAGAAAUAAUCUUUUUUUUUUAUACAACUAUCUGGAAAAGCUAUCAUGAUGUGUGCUAAAGUUUCAUUUACUUGAAUUUUGAAAAAUGAUGUUUGUUCUUCAAGAUUAAGCUGUAAUUCUUUAAAACAAAAAAACAAAAAAACAACUUAUCUGCAUGUGCUUAUGGAUGUUAGCUUAAAGAACUAGUUGUUUAGGAUUACUUUUGUUUCUAAGUGUAAGAAUGUGAAGAAUAUUUGAAAAUUCAAUGAAUUAAUUUUCAACUGCUAAAUAUUGCACUCAUAUGUUCUUUUGCUACUUUUUAUCUAUUUAUAUAUGUAUGUGUUUUUAAAAUAUGAAUAUAUAUUAUAAGACUUUGGUUUGCCUUAAACAUUUACCCUAACUGCUUCAGU
Messenger RNA from Delphinapterus leucas (beluga whale), 3130 nucleotides. RefSeq names its product DEP domain containing 1 (gene DEPDC1). Lineage: Eukaryota; Metazoa; Chordata; Mammalia; Artiodactyla; Monodontidae. The record is from RefSeq and is a predicted model, not a curated record. Gene Ontology annotation, cellular component: nucleus; transcription repressor complex. Gene Ontology annotation, biological process: intracellular signal transduction.